AUGAACGCGGAAUUUGAACAGAAGCUCUUGGAGCUUAAGAGCGAGUUGGAAACUCAGCGACUUCAGCAAGUGGGAACCAUGAAGAGUGUUUUGGAAAGACAACACUCCAACGACUUGAUCGAACUAGAUGACAUUCAUCAACAACAGAUGGAUGGCUUGAGAGAUGGUAAGCGAUACAUAAUUCCAAAUUUCUUCGUCGUUCUCCUUGAUAAUCUCAGCUAGCAUUUUCAUUUCUAAACGCCUGCAUGUUUGAAAUAGAACUCUUCUGAAUCAGUGUCUUAGACGGCCUGAACAAAUUUGGAAAAUUUUUAGGACAGUUUUAACCUCCCUAAUGCGGACGCGAAAGGGACACUGUCAAAGGUCCUAAUUACACGGGUGUCCGUAUCAUGUAGCAUUUUAGGGACCAAGCAAACUGUACGUAAUAGUGAGGUGUCACCCAGGUGUCCAUAUUAUAGAAGUGGGUCAAAGAUGGCUAUGUUGCGGAGGAAGGGAUUGUUUGAAAUUAAGUAGAGGUACCUGCAUUGUAUGACGAAAAUCUAAGUCUAGUUUAGGCAGUUUCAUCAAGGUCCCGUUUACAUUUAGAAAACCUGUUCCAGAUAGAAGGGUCUCUCGCCUACCCGCGUUACCCUGUGCGAGCCAACUUUUCUUAUAUUUCCUUACAAAACUUUGGGAACCAUUUACAUAAAAAACAAAAAAUUAGCUUAGCUAGAAGGGUAAACCCACCUAGUCAGGUUAGCUUUUUGGCUUGAGAAAAGGAUUUCGCGUUUCACGCGACUGUGUUAUCCAUCCGGCAUUAGCAAAAAUGUGUUUAUGAAUUAUUGACUUUCCUAAUUCGCGUAUCUCCUAAUGGUCUUUAAUUCUCUGAGGCAAUUAAUUUAUUCUUUCUUGGUUUUACCCUAUUUUCAUUUCAAGUUUAAUUGAAAUAAAAAGUGUCAAUAACUUGAGGAAAAACCUUUUAUAAAAUGAUGACUUCCAGAGACAAGAAGAUCGCGAUUUAAAUCCCAAAACUAAAGGAAGUCAGUUUAUGCUUAGUCGCAUAGUCCAUCAAAACAUCUGGUUCCAUAGAAACGUAAGAGCUCAAUUUUACAUAAUAAAAACAACAUCGGCUAUGCAUUAUAGUUUUGGAUUACGCCGCGAUAAACGAUUAACGAAAUCGAUAACCGGGGAUUGAAAGCACUACUUUUGCAGAGUUCUCUCUACAAGGUUUUAAUUUUUCAUUGUAAGUUCCGAUUAUCUCGUUCAAGGAUGAAUGGAGAUUUUCUCAGAGUCUGUUAUCAGUGUUGGUUUGUGUGAAUGUCUUUGUAAUGAGCUGUCUUUACAUUUUACGCGCACCCCAGCGAACGUGCUUGGAGCUGCGUGGUAUAGACCUCUUUAGUUUGUUUAUUUUGUUUUCCCAGUGUAGGUCGUGUUAUAACACUCCUGAGAACUGUUUCUUUCAACAAAUUUUGUCUUAUUUACGUGUAUAUGUACGCAGAAUUUAUCAAAAGACAAAAGGCCACGCUGAACCCCUGAGACCUUUAUUGGGAAAACAAAACGUACAAGCAAAAGACGUCUAUUGACUUAAGGCUUAUUCAUAUUAGUCCCAUCAUGUGUGGAAUAGUAAACCUCGGUGAAAAACUUAAACCUUGCUCCAAAGGACAACUUCACAAUUUUUUUUUCAAAGUUACUCCUUUUCACAGUACAUUCUGUUGAUUGAAUGAUUCUUGUGUUUUUUGUUCUUUCUCAGAUUUAAGCGAUCGUCAUCGGGAAGUCAUGGGUGCCGUGAAAUCACAGCUUGAAUCUUCCCAUCAGGAAGAGUUGAACGAACUCACCGCCAGCUUUUUGGCAGACAGUGCCAUCAAGGUCGAGUCUGCCCGUUUGGAAACUGAACACGAGUGGCAGGAAAAACUGGAUUCAGUGAAGAAAAAACACGAGGAGGAUGUCCAGGCUUUAACAGAAAAACUGUCGCAAGUGAGUAGGAACUUCAUGUUUUCGGAAAGUAAAUACAGUCGAACCUCCAUGUGCAACCACCUCUCGUAAGCGACCACCUCCCAUAAGCGACCACCUAUCCAAAACACCAGACUUUCCCCCCUCAAACCCCUAUAAUACGAACCUGUCGUAACUCUUACGAGCACCCUCAACCACGUUUUGUCCCUAUUGCCAACGAGUAGCCUCGCGAAGACGUGAGGUUGCAAGACGGCAGCCUUAUAAAGCUGUGCGCGAAAGUUCCAAGGCAGAAUGAAUCUCGAAGCGAUGUAACAUAUGGUAGUGUAAGGUAACUUUUAUAACGUAAUGCAGAACAGAGAAUACAUUGUUUUCGAGCGAACACGUGAUACAGAACAGAGAAUCCACGAGCCAUGUGCGUGUUUGUGAGUCCCGUGCGUAUCCCGUCUCCAUCGUCGGGUGGAUUCAUUCGCAAAAUACGCUGAAAUCUUUUAUUGUUACGGUCAUUCAUGACAUUUCUAAACAAAUUAAACAUCGCGCGCGUAUAGGUAAAAUCUUUGCUCGUUGGCACUUAGCGAUACAUCAGUGAAGAUUUGAACGGACCAAAGAAGGGCUUUCAGAAUCAUCUAUCCUGACCUGUCAUAUAGUGUAGCACUAGAAACAGUUGGCCUACCGAAACUUCAUGAGAGGAGAGAAAAGAUUUCAAUCGAUCUGUUUGACGAGAUCGUCUGUAACCCCACCCACAGUCUCCAUAGCCUUCUCCCCCAAAGGAAGAGUUGUAAAUAUGCUCUGAGACGCAAAAGUGAUUUCACUCUCGCCCUAUGUAAAACCGAGCGUUUGAAGAAAGGUUUUAUUUUUAGCCAUGUCUAUAAGAUUUAGAUAAUUUUUCUUAUUUUCUCUUUGUUAUCAUCAGUAUUUGUAAAUAUCCCGUAAUUCAGCCUAUGGCUGCAAUGGUGUUUAUAAUAAAGUAUCUAUCUAUCUAUCUAUCGAUAGCUAUAACUAGUAGUAUUAUACUUUCCUGUUGUUUUCACCCUCUUGUAAGCGACCACUUGACGCAAGGUGUGGUCCCUUUGCUUGCUGUUUGUACCAGACCACUCAUAAACAAAACUCCCGUGUCGUUUUCCUUCAGACUAUCCUCUAUGUAUUGCGUGCCUCAACUAAGGGCGCUUUCCAGUUGUCAGAACUGACCGGCCAGACCAUUCCCGUUGUGAUGGGAAGUUCACUUUUAAUCAUAACCAUCAAUCAGAUCAGUCAAAAUUUGAAUAGUAUGUACGAAGGAGAGGGGUCUUCAACGAAAACUUUUUCGAAAAGCAUUCAAAAUUACUUGUACGGCCAUGGUUAGGUCGGCUCCCUUGCUUGUAAACAUUGCGUUGGAUAUCAUCACACGUUAAUGAACUCUUUUAACAAUUAGUAAACGUCUUGUUUAAUUCUCAUAAAUUAAAAUGCGUCUUUUUUUCAGUACGAAAAGGAAAUGGCUGAACUUAAAGAAAAGCAUGAAUACGAACUGAGCGAAAAGCUUUCACAACAAGAAGAACAGUUUGAGGAAAGACUGGAAAAAGAGCUUCAUGAAGUGAAAAAGAAACAGCAAGAACACUUCGCAGAUGUCGCGCAACAAAGCGAAACAGCCGCAAACGAAGCCCACAUGAACGAACUGAACGCUUUGAGAAACAAACUCAUGGAAGAAUUCCGAGAUAAACUGGAAGAGGUGGAACAAAAUCUCGCCGAACAACACGCUCAAGAGCUGGAAGAUCUACGGAAUGAGCUCGAGCAGGAACAAGCUGAAGUCACCAGCGCGGCGUUGGACGACUUAGGAAAGAAGCACGCUGAAGACGUUGAGUUUUUGAGGGGAGAACAAGAGCAGCUGCUAGAGCAAGCCGCGGAAACGAGAAGACGACUUGAAAAGAUGCACGAGGAAGAAAUUAAGGAGAUAAACGAGCAAGUGAAACGAGAACACGAGAAACUGACGCGCAUGAGAGAGGACUUAGAAGGAACGUACGACGAUACCGCUAAAGAGCAUGCGCAGCAACUGGAAGGCAUGCGGGCUCAGAUGGAUAAACAACUUGCUACGGAGAAGGAAAAACACUUAACAGAACUUGAAAGUCUGAAAAAGGAUUUUGAGAAGACACUUGCGGAAGGUGAUCAAACUCACGCCGAGGAAGUGGAGAGACUCAGGUCUACAAUGGAACAGGAGAAGAUGGAGAGAGAAUUGGAGCACGUACGAGAGCUAGAAAAAUUAGCUGAAGACAUGGAGAGAAGGUAAUGGAGUCUUAGAAGAGACUUUAGUAACGCGAAGGAAGCUGGGACGAGUUAACUUUCGCAAAGACUUCUGGGACUGUUACCAGGGAAAGGGAAAAAAUUGGCCAAUAGCAGUCCGGCAUGUCCCAAGUAACGAUUCCAGAAACCAAUGCGCGACACAUUACGGCACCAGUUGCCUUGUCGUUUCUGAAGUGGGGAAUGGAACUGUUUCCUUUGUAUGUCGUCCAAUCCACGUCUGUAUGUUUGCAUAACUGAUGAAAAGACAAAAGGAAAAUUCCCUGUCUUCGCAUUCAUGAACAUAAUGGGCCAAGUAUUUAAACGAAGUCUAACUUAAGCCGCGGUUUAACGAAUCUUUGAACCUCCAGAUCUCUUCUUUGGUGGGUUGUUUUAAGAAGAUAAAGGCUUUUCUAGUCUUCUCUAUAUGCUUUCAUAAAACUGUUCCGAAAAAUGAUGUUUAGUUAAAAUCGUUGGACAAAUUGAAAAUGACUUAGAAGGCGGUUUUGUUAAACACUGGCUAAACUACGUUUAAUAUUUGGCCCAAUGUUUCUUCUUGAUUUCAAAACACGCAAAACGAACAAACAAACCAGACAGCGAAGAAAUAGACAAGAAAAAGGGCUGCAUAACAUUAUUUAAAACUAUCGAUAAUUAACGAAACUAUUGCGGCUAUCAUCGUAAGUUGAACAUAAAAUCGAUGCAUUGCUUCUGGAAUACUAUUAAACAAUCGCAAUACAUCGAUAGUUCGAUCUAUCGUUUCACUUCCAGGAGCGGUAGGAAUAAAACGGGUAUCUAAAAUUUCUUUAUUACCGACCGUUAUUUCUCUUACAAAGUAAAUUUAGUUUAUUCUUAAAAUGAUCGCGGUAUUUUACUCCUCUUCUCAGGUAUAUAUCGAAGGAGCAACAGCACGCGAAAGAAAUUGGAGAACUACAGACUGAACUGCUCAAAGUCAAACAGGAUAUAGAUAACAAAUAUUUCGGCGAGCUGCAAAGUACCGUCAAAGAACUUGGAGGAAAAUACGAAGAAGAUUUAGGAAAGCUUGUGAAAGAAAUACAGGAUAAACACGAACAGGAAAUUGAGAGUUUAAAAUUUGGUUAUGAACAGAGUAAAGCACAGGAAUUAGAAAAGUGUAACAAGGAGUUGACGGAACAAUUUGAGGAUGAAAUUCGGUCCCUGAAGUCUCGCCAUGAAAUUGAGCUGGAGGACUUAAGAGGGCAAUUUCAGGACCACAAAUUAAGAGAUUUUGCGAAGCUUAGUGCUAAGCUAGCUUUACAAAAUGCACAGGCUUUGGAGAAAAUGCGGCUUAAGCUUACCGCAACCCAUGAACAAGAAAUGGAGGAAUUAAGGAUGGAGAGCCAAAAAGAUUAUGAAAGAACUGCUCUAAGGUUGUCAGGAGAUGUGGAAACCAUGGAAAUAGAACAUCGAAAAGCUUUGAGGCAGUUAAAAGCGGAUUUGACUGAGAAACACGAAAAAGAAAUGAAAGAAUUACGGGAGGAGUUGAGUGCUAAAGACAAGCAAUUGAUUGACUUGACCAAGAGCCAUGGCGAGGAAUUGGCAGAUGUGAAGAAUCGACAGUACAAUGAUCUGUUGGAUGAGGUUUCGAACGUGAGGGAAGAGUUUGCGUUACAAGCAGUACAGCAAGUUCAAGAAGCGAAGUUAGAAAUGGCAGAAGACAGUUUUAAAAAGGAUGCUGUCAUUCAAGAAUAUGAAGAUAAGAUCCACCAGAUCUUAGAACAACACGAAAAACAGAUUAAAGACUUGAGUACGGAAUAUGAUUUGCAGAUAAGAGAACUUAGAGACGAGCUUGAAUUAUCUAAGCAAUGGGCAACAAACGAUACCGGGAAAGAGGAAGAACUGUUGGAACAGUACGAAGCGAAAAUUAAAGAUAUUAAGCAGCAUUACGAAAAUGAGAUUGCGGUAUUAAAGCACCAAAAUCAGUCCAUAGACGAAAGUCAAGACGUUAAUGAGAAAUACUUGUCGGAGGAAAUGGAAAAGUGUCGUAGGCAAGUCGAAGAGUUAGGAGCUAGAUUACAAACAGAAAGAGAACAGUUUAAGGAUAUUCAUGAAAGCAUGAAAGUUUCUCACGACGAGGAACUUUCUGCUUUGAAAAGUGAACUGGAAAAAAAGCACGAACAGGAGUUGAAUGAAUUGAAGAAGCAUUUCGCUGAGAAUGUCGAGGCGUUGAAAGAUGAACUCCUCGUCGCUUCGGACGAGGCAAAAAUGCAACUUCUUACCGAAGAACUGGAAAAGAAACACGAAGCUGAGGUUGAGGCGCUUCGGGAACAACUUGUCAGUCAGCAUCAAAAUGAAAUGUUGAAUUUUAAAGAAGAGAUGAGCAGAGAAGUUGAAGCAUUAAAAGAACAAAUGCUUGACUUGUCUGAGCAGGAGAGGUUCGAUAUUUUGAAAGAAAACUUGGAGCAGGAAUACGAAAACAAAAUGGCUGCUUUGAGAGAAGACCUAGAACGACAAAAUGAGGAGGAAAUUAUUAAGCUUAAGCAGGCCUUUGCGGAUUCUAGGGAAAGUCAAACGGAUGAAGAAGGAAAGGGGCCGUCACAAGAAAAACAGCUGGAAGAAAUCGAACAAGUGAAAUUUGAACUCGAAGCUCAACAUCUCCAAGAGAUGGAGAGACUCAAGGAGGAUAUGUUACAUGAAGUGAAAACCCUUCAGGAUCAGAUUCAGCUUUCCGCUGAAAAGGAUAUGGAGGAAUUAAGGACUCGUAUGCGGGACGACAUGAAUGAUAUGAAAGGAAAAUACGAGAAAAGAAUGGCUGAAGAGAAGUCAAACCUGGCAGCGGGUAUGUAA
Molecule: messenger RNA, 6975 nt
Organism: Porites evermanni
Lineage: Eukaryota; Metazoa; Cnidaria; Anthozoa; Scleractinia; Poritidae
Source: the annotation of a GenBank genome assembly